UUGAUGACGACUCUCAAACUGACACAGAAUCAAACAUAUAGACACUUGACCCAGAGCUUCGAUGUCGAAUGCAGAGACCUCGCAUUUACUCUUCUUCUUCAACUCUCCAUCUCAUCACUGAUCAGCAACUGUGCAGCAGUCGCCUCGCCUCCCCUCCUAUUUGAUUGCCCGGCAUUAACUCUCCCCUCCUCUCCUCUCUCCACGCGACCACAAUUCAAUGCCAUGGAGCAGUCCUGCUGGAUCCUUUUUCUCCUGUCUUCUCUUCCAUUUCUUUUUCCGUGUUUGCCUCCUCCUCCCUCCUCUUGUGGUCUGCUUCCUGCCUCCAGACUCAUAAUAUCCCGCUCAUUUAUUGCUCGAAAAUUCACAGCAGCCCAUAAUAUCUAUCAUCCUCCUCUUCUUCUUUGCUGUUUGUAUUUGAAGGGAAGAAGAGAACAGAGCGGGGAAUGGGAAGAACUCCAUGCUGCGACAACCAGGGGCUGAAGAAGGGCCCGUGGACGCCGGAGGAAGACCAGAUUUUGGUCAACUACAUCAAGGCCAACGGCCAUGGCAGCUGGCGAUCUCUUCCUAAGCUCGCAGGCCUGCUUCGGUGCGGGAAGAGCUGCAGGCUGCGGUGGGCGAACUACUUGCGGCCGGACAUCAAGCGCGGCCCCUUCACCGUCGAGGAAGACAAAUCCAUCAUCCAACUCCACGCCAUCCUUGGCAACAAGUGGUCGGCGAUCGCAGCGCAGUUGGCUGGGCGGACGGACAGCGAGGUGAAGAACUACUGGAACACCCACCUCAAGAAACGGCUCCUCUUCAACCGCCACCACCAUCUCCCCGCCGUCGUCGCUGCCGGCGGCGGCAGCCACAUGGCUCAGUGGGAGAGCGCCAGGCUGGAAGCCGAAGCGCGCCUCUCGCGCGAGUCGCUCCUCUUCUCCGCCAGUGCCGCCGCCGUCUCCUCCUCCCCUGUCUCCGCUGCCGACGCGGGGCUGGCAUCCUCCUCCCGGCCCGAGGACUUCUUCCUCCGCAUUUGGAACUCCGACGUCGGGGCCGCCUUCCGGCAGCGUCGCCCGCCGGAGGAGGCGGAGAGCAAGAGCUGCGUGACGUUCGGGCCGCCGCCAGCCGCGGCGGGGAUGGACGUCGACUCGUCGGGCUCGAACGACGUGGCGACCGAGGAGCUCUCCGACGAGGCGUACCAGCUCUACCUCGACUUCGCCGGCGACGACUUGGGAAUUCUCCACGGCCAGCUCUCCACCCUCUUCGCCGCCGACCUCAACGAUUCCUGCUUCGACUCCGCCUUCAAAUGACUAGUAGAUUCUCCAUAAACGACAUCAAAAUCCCCCCCAAAACAAAAGAAAUAUCAGUCUCUUCCCGUUUUAGUGGGACAUUUGGCGUUCCUCGACCGAUCGCGAUCUCAGAUUUUGUGAUGCUCGAAAAAGAUGACACUUUUGGCAUCAAAAACGGAGAUUGGAGGCUGCUUUCUUCCAAUCGAUCCUGAUUUUGUUCACCUCUUGAAAUGCACUUGUCAAUAUUUGAAGUAAUAUCUUUCCACUGAAUUCAUACAUCAUUCACAGCCAUUAGUCACUCCCAAUAAAUCCAAAAACAAACGAAAAAAACCCCCAAAAUUCAU
Zingiber officinale is the source of this 1609-nucleotide messenger RNA. RefSeq names its product transcription factor MYB17-like. The transcript is spliced from 3 exons. NCBI's taxonomy places the organism in Eukaryota, Viridiplantae, Streptophyta, Magnoliopsida, Zingiberales, Zingiberaceae. The record is from RefSeq and is a predicted model, not a curated record. The coding region runs from base 444 to 1286 and encodes 280 amino acids.